Molecule: messenger RNA, 1862 nt
Organism: Triplophysa dalaica
Lineage: Eukaryota; Metazoa; Chordata; Actinopteri; Cypriniformes; Nemacheilidae
Product: phosphatidylinositol 4-phosphate 5-kinase-like protein 1
Exons: 10
Coding region: 379-1638 (419 amino acids)
Biological process (GO): phosphatidylinositol metabolic process
Molecular function (GO): phosphatidylinositol kinase activity
Source: RefSeq, a predicted model, not a curated record
ACUUAACACACACAACAUAGCAAAAGUGUGUACAGCCUAUACAUAUGAAUGCAUUUAAAUAAUAUGUGAAUGUUUCAAAAGGUUGCAAUAUACAUAAACAAUCAUUCUAUUUUGGGUAAUAUUUGCUUUUGAUUUCGUAAAGAACAUUAGGCCUUUAGCACAACUAUUAAAAAAUGUGUGAGCACGUUGUUUUGUGUUAUUUUCGCAGGUGAGACACACCUACUGACGGAACGCGGUAGUUUAGUGAAACACGACUGACUUGAUCGUCUCAUUGACACUCACUAUAGUUUCACUCGUAACUUCACAGUCUGUCUGUUUAGUUUUGGACAUUUGCAGCUCGUGGGAUCACACAGAUUCAGACCUACAACAAUCAAAACUAUGUCGCAGCGGAGCAGAUCGUCCACCAGGCGGCGCCAGUGGGCGGGGAUGAUGUCACGCUGGACUCUGUUGGGUGUUUUUGAGAUUGAUGAAGAGCAUGAGUUUUAUGAGCUCAACCGUAUGAUGAAGAGAGGGCUUUCAGCUGCAGUACAGAACGCUCCCGAUGACCCAGCAUCUAAUGAACUUUCAUCUGAUGAUUUCACCAAAGAGGAAACUGAUAUACAUGAGGGUUUUCUGAUGCAAACAUUUGCUGGUCCUGCGUUUGCAAACCUGCGUCGUUCUGUGAACAUCAGUGAGGAAGAGUAUGAGACUUCACUGGCCUCACCGGAACCGUACCUGCAGUUUAUCAGUAACUCCAAGAGCAAAGCCGACUUCUUCAUCACGCAUGACAGAAGAUUCUUCCUGAAAACGCAGAAUAAAAGAGAAAUUAACUUUCUUCUGACCAACUUAAGAAUUUAUUUAGAGCACCUUCACAAAUACCCCCAUUCACUGCUGGUGAAAAUACUGGGUGUGCAUCGUCUUAUUUCAGGCGAAACAAAGAAAUAUUUUAUUGUGAUGCAAAGUGUCUUCUAUCCUGAUGUGAGGGUCAUGGGCAGGUAUGACAUCAAGGGUUGUGAGGUGGGCCGUUGGACAGAUCCCACUCCUAAGAAAGACGAAGCAAUAGUUAUUUUAAAGGACAUGAACUUCGAGGGACAGCACAUCACUCUUGGAGAACAGAGCUCAUGGUUGGUUCGACAGGUGGAGAUAGACACAGCGUUUCUCCGCUCGCUGAACGUGCUGGACUACAGUCUUCUGUUAGCUCACCAGCCGCUACAUAAAGACGAGGUGGAUCAGAAACAUCAUCUCGCCAAUCUAGUUUGCCGCACUGCCAUAUCUCUGGAUCAGAACCUCCCAACUCACGCUCGCUCGUUCAGCAGCAGUUCAGAAGAGAGAGACUCUCACACGCUGGUGUCUCAACAUGAAACCGCAGAAGAUGGUCAGUUGCAUCACCAGUACGGAGCUCAUUCUCAGGACCCUAAGCAGGUGGAGACGCAGAACAGGAGACUGCUGCCGGACUUCAGAAACCCUCUUCACGUGAUCGAUGGACCUCACUCCAGAUAUUUUGUGGGCAUUAUCGAUAUUUUCACAGAAUAUGGAUUAAAAAAGAAGCUUGAGAAUCUAUGGAAGAGGAUGAAGUAUCCGAGGCGAGCGUUUUCCACAGUAAGCCCCUCUGCUUACUCUUUGAGAUUCGUUCAGUGGGUUGAAAAGCACACAAAGUAGGAUUCUAACACCGUGUCUACACCGGACGCGACGAGACACGACAAAGGACAACAGAAACUCACUGAAACCCAUUAUAGUUUUACAUUUUGUCCACACUGGAUGCGGAAAAACUGGAUGUGAAACAACAAACUAACGUUAAUACCGUAGAUAUUGAUAACUGUACAAUUGUUCCUGACCAUCUGAUAUAUUUAAUUUAAAUGAUAGUUUUUCAUGUCUGCAAUAAA